This is a messenger RNA of Malassezia restricta, 1044 nucleotides long. Its product is annotated as translation initiation factor 3 subunit I. Bases 1 to 1044 code for a protein of 347 amino acids. NCBI's taxonomy places the organism in Eukaryota, Fungi, Basidiomycota, Malasseziomycetes, Malasseziales, Malasseziaceae. Gene Ontology annotation, cellular component: cytoplasm; eukaryotic translation initiation factor 3 complex, eIF3m. The record is from RefSeq and is a predicted model, not a curated record. Gene Ontology annotation, molecular function: RNA binding; translation initiation factor activity; protein binding. Gene Ontology annotation, biological process: cytoplasmic translational initiation. The transcript has 2 exons.
AUGCGUCCCAUUGUUCUAUCGGGACACACACGUUCCCUGAACAAGAUCAAGUUCAACCGCGAAGGUGAUCUGCUGUUUUCUGUAUCGAAGGAUAAUCUUGUGAACGUGUGGUUCUCUCACAAUGGUGAGAGGCUCGGCACGUACAACGGACACAACGGUACCGUGUGGUCCGUGGAUGUUGACAGAGAAACACUGUUACUUGUUACAGGAUCUGCUGAUAACCAGGUGCGCCUGUGGAAUGUGAAGACAGGCGAGUGCUUGUUCGUGUGGGAGUUUCCCACUGCCGCUAAAUGUGUCGCAUUCAACAAGCGUGGCACUCAGAUCCUGGUCAUUACAGAGGAGCGUAUGGGACAUCGUGGUGCACUUCGCGUAUUUAAUAUCAACCGUGAUCCCGCAAGCUGGACGAAGCAGGAAACUGAGCCCAUGCGCAUGAUUACAUUCUCGGGCAGUAAAGCGUCGGUGGCUUGCUUUGACGUUUUUGAUCAUCACAUUAUCACGGGUCACGAGAGUGGCAAAGUUGCUCUAUACUCGCACGACGAAAAAGAAGGUGAGACGGGUAUCGAUGCCGAGCUCGAAAUCCAUCAUACAAUGGCACAUGCCGAAAUCGUGACAGACUUGCAACUUGGUUGGGAUGGCACAUACAUUAUCACAUCCAGCAAAGACAAGUCAUCUCACAUCAUUGAUGCUUCUACGCUGGACAUUAUAAAGACGUAUAUGACGGAUACGCCGCUGAACUCAGCUAUUUCUUUGCCAACACGCCCCUAUGUCAUCAUGGGUGGUGGUCAGGAAGCCAUGAGUGUGACCACAACAAGUGCUCGCCAGGGUAAGUUCGAGUCGCGAUUUUGGCACAAGAUCUUUGAAGAGGAGUGUGCACGCCUGCCUGGUCACUUUGGUCCCAUCAACACUCUGGCUGUUCACCCAGCUGGUACAGCGUACGCCAGUGGUGGUGAAGAUGGUUAUGUGCGUAUCAACUGGUUCGAUGAAUCAUUCUUUAAAAGCAAGCCGUAUGGACCUGACUUCGAGAUUGAAAACAAGGACCAGUAG